Messenger RNA from Lodderomyces jiufengensis, 1011 nucleotides. RefSeq lists its product as uncharacterized. Bases 1 to 1011 code for a protein of 336 amino acids. Gene Ontology annotation, molecular function: translation initiation factor binding; translation initiation factor activity; metallopeptidase activity. Gene Ontology annotation, cellular component: eukaryotic translation initiation factor 3 complex, eIF3m. The transcript has a single exon. The record is from RefSeq and is a predicted model, not a curated record. Gene Ontology annotation, biological process: translational initiation. NCBI's taxonomy places the organism in Eukaryota, Fungi, Ascomycota, Pichiomycetes, Serinales, Debaryomycetaceae.
AUGGCAUCUAAUAAUUCAUUUAUGCAUUUAAUAAGACCUAAUGUAUUAGCACCAGCAGCUGGAUCAGCAAAUGGACCAGCGAAAAUAAAAAUUCAUACUCCAGCAUUAUUAACCAUAUUAGAAAUUAUAUCAAAACAAGUAUUAGGUAAAAGAAUUAUAGGUAGUUUAUUAGGUAUAAGAUCAGAUGAUGGAUUAGAAAUUGAAAUUAAAGAUGCAUUUAUGGUACCAUGUAAUGAAACUGGAGAAUCAAUAGCUAUAGAAGAUCAAGCUCAUAAAUUAUUAUAUCAACUUUAUAAAAAAUCACAUCCAAAAGAAACUGUUAUUGGAUGGUUUGGUAGUAUGAAAGAAAUUGAUGAUACAACUAGUUUAAUACAUGAUUUUUAUUCAAAAGGUCAAGAUAGAUCAUUUCCACAUCCAGCUAUAUAUUUAAAUAUUGAAUAUUUAAAUGAACAAAAUGAAAUCAUAUCUCCAAAAAUUAUAACAUAUAUUGGAGCAGCAGUUGGUAAAUCUCAAGCUAAAUCAAAUGUACAAAUUGGUUGGAAUAAAACUACAAAUAUAAAUAAUUCAUAUAUUUUUACACCAAUUCCUAAUGAAAUUAUAAAUGGUACAACUACUGAAAAAAUAGCAUAUAAUCAAUUAUUACAAAAUUCAAUAAAUAAUAAUAUAAAUAAUUCAUCACAAAAUUCAUCAAUUCAAAAUCAAAAUCAAUUAUCAUACGUAUCACAGAAUUUAAAACAAGUUCAAAAAAAUGUUGAAAAUUUAUUAAAUUAUAUUAAUUCAUUAACUACCCAACAAAAAUCAACUGAUGAAAAUUUAAAUCUUUUGAGAAAUUUAAUAAAUAAUUUAUUAUCAAAACCUCAAAUUUUAAAUAACUCUAAUGAAUUAAAUAAAAUGUUUGAAAAUCAUAAUCAAGAUGUUAUAAUGAUUGAAUAUUUAACAAAAGCUGUUAAAGAUCAAAUUGAAUUAAGUGCAAGAUUAACUGCUAAAGCUGAAUCAGAAAAAAGAUAUUAA